UUUAAAACAUUUUCAACUUGCAAAUAGUAACCGAUAUUUUACUGUACACGUUUGCAGAAUAAGCAAAACUUGUGAAAACUGUGAAUUUAUUGAUAAGUUUUCAGCUUUAUUCAAUUUAAUUCAGUUGCUGUAAUAUGAAGUGUUGCUUCAUUAUAAUCUGCUGUUUGUUAUUUGCUGUAGGACUAUCUGCGGUGAUAGAAAAUCAAACAAACAACCCAGCUUCUUUACCAAAUUCCUUUUUUGAUAUUGUAAAAGAAAUUCCCAGGGAAAAGGUUACCGAGAUCGCUAAGGACCAUCUCCAAAAUGACGAAGGUUUCAAGUCUGCUAUCAAAUACAUGAAAAGUGCUGAAUGGAAAAAGCUGAUAGAGACAAUAAAGGUAAAACCAGAAUGGGUAAAUCUUAAGGCUUUUAUGACUUCUUUUGGUGUCCCAAUAGACACAAUAAUCAAGUGCGCUGAAAAAUUUGUACAAAAUGUGACCAUUACAGACGUACCUGAAGAUACUCCCAGAAACUUAACAUCUUUUAUUCGUGACGUUGAAAAAGUCAUUCAACCUGCCGCCAUUUUGAUCAAAAUAACCAAACUACAAAAGAAUCCUCAGAUGGCGGGACUAAUUCAACAAAUAAAGACUCCUGAAACGAAGGCCAAGUUUGAUGAAGUCCUUCAUAUUCCAGAGAUUCAAACGGUUUUGGAUGAGUUGAAGAAGAUGGGGCUAUGUUUGUACAACCUGAUUUCGCUGAUGUACUACUUUUUUGGUUGGGGAGAGUUUAAGCAAUAAUUUUUAAGUAUACAUUUUUGUUAAACUGUUUGAUUUCAUGUUCUAUUUAAAUUUGUUAUGCAUGCUUUAGAUUAUAAACAUGUUUAUAAUAAAGUUUUUGAUACA
Messenger RNA from Diabrotica virgifera virgifera (western corn rootworm), 881 nucleotides. RefSeq lists its product as uncharacterized. The record is from RefSeq and is a predicted model, not a curated record. Bases 135 to 776 code for a protein of 213 amino acids. The transcript has a single exon. NCBI's taxonomy places the organism in Eukaryota, Metazoa, Arthropoda, Insecta, Coleoptera, Chrysomelidae.